Messenger RNA from Angiostrongylus costaricensis, 480 nucleotides. The record is from the annotation of a GenBank genome assembly. NCBI's taxonomy places the organism in Eukaryota, Metazoa, Nematoda, Chromadorea, Rhabditida, Metastrongylidae.
AUGCAAAUUUGGCACAUGGAACCUUUCCCAUGCGGCGAUCGUCGUCUUCCGCAUCACAUUUUCCCGCCAAAGACAAUCACCAUCGACCAACUGUUUCAGCUGACUGGAGUCGUUUAUUAUAAAGUUGACAUGAACGACACUACGGCGAUGAAAAAACGACUAUCACGUGUGAAGAUCGAGAGGAAGGUGAACAGUUCAGAUAUGCUCACUAUCAGCGAAUCCAUUCCCGACUUCAACGAAAAGCUCGAUGAUUACUACGAACCGACAAUAAAGAAUCUGGACGUGGUAUCGCUGGUAGUAGAUGGUGCCUGCUAUUACGACGUCGAACCAGAGGAAGACGAAUGGAUUCGUAUCCAACUCGAACGCGGCGAUCUGAUUGUGAUUCCAAAAGGUGUUUCUCAUCGCUUUACUGUUACACCACAGAACUAUGUCCAGAUACAGCGUUUCCUUCCUAAGAAACCAGAUGAUGUACAAGGAUGA